Molecule: messenger RNA, 992 nt
Organism: Drosophila simulans
Lineage: Eukaryota; Metazoa; Arthropoda; Insecta; Diptera; Drosophilidae
Product: alcohol dehydrogenase-related 31 kDa protein
Exons: 3
Coding region: 136-954 (272 amino acids)
Cellular component (GO): cytoplasm
Molecular function (GO): oxidoreductase activity, acting on the CH-OH group of donors, NAD or NADP as acceptor
Source: RefSeq, a predicted model, not a curated record
UGAGAAAUCCAAAAAACUGAUAAACGCUCUACUUAAUUAAAAUAGAUAAAUGGGAGCGGCUGGAAUGGCGGAACAUGGCCAGGUUCCUUCGCCAAUCAGUCGUAAAACAGAAGUCGUGGAAAGCGGAUAGAAAGAAUGUUCGAUUUGACGGGCAAGCAUGUCUGCUAUGUGGCGGAUUGCGGAGGAAUUGCACUGGAGACCAGCAAGGUUCUCAUGACCAAGAACAUAGCGAAAUUGGCCAUUUUACAGAGCACGGAAAAUCCCCAGGCCAUCGCUCAGCUGCAGUCGAUAAAACCGAGUACCCAAAUAUUUUUCUGGACCUACGACGUGACAAUGGCAAGGGAAGAAAUGAAGAAGUACUUCGAUGAGGUGAUGGUCCAAAUGGACUACAUCGAUGUCCUGAUCAAUGGAGCUACGCUGUGCGAUGAAAAUAACAUUGAUGCCACCAUCAAUACAAAUCUAACGGGAAUGAUGAACACUGUGGCCACGGUGUUACCCUAUAUGGACAGAAAAAUGGGAGGAUCUGGUGGGCUAAUUGUGAACGUUACCUCGGUCAUUGGAUUGGACCCUUCGCCGGUUUUCUGCGCCUAUAGUGCAUCCAAGUUCGGUGUGAUUGGAUUUACCAGAAGUCUAGCGGACCCCCUUUACUAUUCCCAAAACGGAGUCGCUGUGAUGGCGGUUUGUUGUGGCCCCACAAGGGUCUUUGUGGACCGGAAACUGAAAGCGUUUUUGGAAUACGGACAAUCCUUUGCCGAUCGCCUGCGACGAGCUCCCUGCCAAUCGACAUCGGUGUGUGGUCAGAAUAUAGUCAAUGCCAUCGAGAGAUCGGAGAAUGGCCAGAUAUGGAUUGCGGAUAAGGGUGGACUGGAGUUGGUCAAAUUGCAUUGGUACUGGCACAUGGCCGACCAGUUCGUGCACUAUAUGCAGAGCAAUGAUGAAGAGGAUCAAGAUUGAAUUCGAAUCAAAUAAAAUAAUGCUUUACGCAAAAAGUA